AUGCAGCAGCAGCAGCAGCAACAACAGCUACUGCAGCAGCAGCAGCAGCAGCAGCAACAGCUACUGCAGCAGCAGCAGCUGCUGCAGCAACAGCAGCUGCAGCUGCAGCAGCUGCAGCAGCAGCAGCAACAAUAUCAGCAGCUGCAGCAGCAGCAGCAGCAGCAGCUGCCGCUGCAGCAGCAGUUCUUUUACCCCCAUUUAAAUAUCCAGCAGCAGCAGCAGCAACUGCAGCAGCAGCAGCAGCAGCAGCAGCAGUUCGUGGUGCAGCAUCAGCAGCUACAGCAGCAGCACCAUCUGCAGCAGGAUCUAUCGCAGCAGUACCAGCAGCAGCAGCAGCAGCUGCUGCUCAGCAGCAGCAGCAGCAGCAGCAGCAGCAGCAGCAGCAGCAGCAGCAGCAGCAGCAGCAGCAGCGUUUGUCUUUGUAUGAAUCCCGGCAUAUCGCUCUUGGGAUGA
Eimeria mitis is the source of this 453-nucleotide messenger RNA. RefSeq lists its product as uncharacterized. The record is from RefSeq and is a predicted model, not a curated record. The transcript has 3 exons. Bases 1 to 453 code for a protein of 150 amino acids. NCBI's taxonomy places the organism in Eukaryota, Apicomplexa, Conoidasida, Eucoccidiorida, Eimeriidae.